Messenger RNA from Grammomys surdaster, 1527 nucleotides. RefSeq names its product somatostatin receptor 1 (gene Sstr1). Gene Ontology annotation, molecular function: neuropeptide binding; somatostatin receptor activity. Bases 341 to 1516 code for a protein of 391 amino acids. Gene Ontology annotation, cellular component: neuron projection; membrane. Gene Ontology annotation, biological process: cellular response to estradiol stimulus; neuropeptide signaling pathway. The transcript has a single exon. The record is from RefSeq and is a predicted model, not a curated record. Lineage: Eukaryota; Metazoa; Chordata; Mammalia; Rodentia; Muridae.
ACGCGAUGGUGCUGCUUAUUAAUCAUUCAGCAGUCCAGAGCCUUUCCACUUAAUGGAUGUGCCGCGCUGGGCUAUAGCCUCUUGGCCUCUCCUCUGCUCUCCACGCUCCAGUGUUCCCAGGACCCCCCAGAGCUGCAAGAGACAGUGCUCAAGCAAGCAGCCGCUGGGCGAUGCUCCUGGGCGGCCUCAGUAGGAGCCGCGCUCGCCACAGCUGCUGCGCUCUGCCAGGAGGCGCCAGGCGGCGGUGAGCAGUGAGCUUGGAGCCCUGAGCCUAGGGAGGGCGCAGGCAGCAAGGGCGCAAGGUGAGCGCCCCAGCCGGCACCGGCCCACUUCAGCUGGGAUGUUCCCCAAUGGCACCGCCUCCUCUCCCCCCUCUUCUCCAAGCCCCAGCCCAGGCAGCUGCGGGGAAGGAGCCUGCAGCAGGGCCCCGGGGUCCGGCGCUGCGGACGGCAUGGAAGAGCCUGGACGAAACGCAUCCCAGAACGGGACCUUAAGCGAGGGCCAGGGUAGCGCCAUUCUCAUCUCUUUCAUCUACUCCGUGGUAUGCUUGGUGGGACUGUGUGGGAACUCCAUGGUCAUCUAUGUGAUCCUGCGCUACGCCAAGAUGAAGACCGCAACCAACAUCUACAUUCUAAACCUGGCCAUUGCUGAUGAGCUGCUCAUGCUCAGCGUGCCCUUUCUGGUCACUUCCACGCUGUUGCGCCACUGGCCCUUCGGCGCGCUACUUUGCCGCCUGGUACUCAGCGUGGAUGCGGUCAACAUGUUCACCAGCAUCUACUGUCUGACUGUGCUUAGUGUGGACCGCUAUGUGGCUGUGGUGCACCCAAUCAAGGCAGCGCGCUACCGUCGGCCCACUGUGGCCAAAGUGGUGAACCUGGGCGUGUGGGUGCUGUCGCUCCUGGUUAUCUUGCCCAUCGUGGUCUUCUCACGCACCGCAGCCAACAGCGAUGGCACAGUGGCCUGCAACAUGCUCAUGCCCGAGCCCGCCCAGCGCUGGUUGGUGGGCUUCGUCUUAUACACAUUUCUCAUGGGCUUCCUGCUGCCUGUCGGGGCCAUCUGCCUGUGUUACGUGCUCAUCAUUGCCAAGAUGCGCAUGGUGGCCCUCAAGGCCGGCUGGCAGCAGCGCAAGCGUUCAGAGCGCAAGAUCACUCUAAUGGUGAUGAUGGUGGUGAUGGUUUUUGUCAUCUGCUGGAUGCCUUUCUACGUGGUACAGCUGGUCAACGUGUUCGCCGAGCAAGACGACGCCACCGUGAGCCAGUUGUCUGUCAUCCUCGGCUAUGCCAACAGCUGUGCCAACCCCAUCCUCUAUGGCUUCCUGUCGGACAACUUCAAGCGCUCUUUCCAGCGCAUCCUGUGCCUCAGCUGGAUGGAUAACGCUGCGGAGGAGCCAGUCGACUACUACGCCACUGCCCUGAAGAGUCGAGCCUAUAGCGUGGAGGACUUCCAGCCCGAGAACCUGGAGUCUGGAGGCGUUUUCCGUAAUGGCACCUGCGCUUCCAGGAUCAGCACGCUUUGAGGCCGGGCACU